AUGGAGUUUAUUUUUCUUGGUGCAGAGUCGAGUGUGUCUACUGAUGGAAAAGUAGUUUUAAAGGAAAGGAUGAAGAAAGAAUACCGAAUCGAAGAGUUGGAUAGAAAGAUAAUACGCAGCAGAACCAAAAGAGAAGCAAAUAUCAUGAAAAAACUGAACAAACUUGGAAUUGCAUGCCCAAAACUGAUCAAGGUUAGUGAGAAUACGAUUGUGAUGCAAAAAGUAAUGGGAAAGACAAUGAAAGAGUAUUUGAGUGAUGUAAUCGAUCAUAUGCACCUGUUCUAUGAAGUAGGUGUUCUGGUGGGUAAACUUCACUCUGAAAACAUAGUACAUGGAGAUCUAACGACGUCCAACUUCAUUUUUGGAGACCAGGUUUAUGUGAUAGACUUUGGAUUGUCGAGUGUUUCACCAAAAGAUGAGGACAAGGCUGUUGACUUGUAUGUGUUUGAAAAGGCGGUUGGAUGUGUGCACAACAUUGAGGAUCUACAAGGUUUCUACCAAGGAUAUCUAGUUCAUGGCAAUCCAGAUGUUUUGAAAAAACUCGAGGUUGUGCGCAUGAGAGGUAGGAAAAGAGACGAAAACUCGUUUGGAUAA
Ordospora colligata OC4 is the source of this 594-nucleotide messenger RNA. RefSeq names its product Mn2+-dependent serine/threonine protein kinase. Gene Ontology annotation, molecular function: ATP binding; protein serine/threonine kinase activity. The coding region runs from base 1 to 594 and encodes 197 amino acids. The record is from RefSeq and is a predicted model, not a curated record. Lineage: Eukaryota; Fungi; Microsporidia; Ordosporidae. Gene Ontology annotation, cellular component: cytosol. The transcript has a single exon. Gene Ontology annotation, biological process: protein phosphorylation.